Molecule: messenger RNA, 519 nt
Organism: Prunus mume (Japanese apricot)
Lineage: Eukaryota; Viridiplantae; Streptophyta; Magnoliopsida; Rosales; Rosaceae
Source: RefSeq, a predicted model, not a curated record
AUGGUGGAUGAAGCACGUAAUGUUUCAAUAAAGGAGCAAAUGGCGAUGGUGUUCCGUUAUGUGAGUGACAAAGGACAAAUAAUUGAAAGACAGCAAGUGGACCAACUGAAAGUAGCAGUGAGGAAGGAAGUAUUGACAACAAGUGCAGGUGAUUUUUCACAUCAGCUCAAGCUAAUUGAUGCAGUCCAGCGCCUUGGCGUGGCUUACCAUUUCGAAAGAGAAAUCGAAGAAGCCUUGCAACGUGUGCACGUUACAUAUCAUGACUAUGAUGGUGCGGAUCUCUACACUGUUGCUUGUUUUCGGCUACUAAGACAACAUGGAUUCAAUGUUUCUUGCGAUAUAUUCAACAAGUUCAAAGAUAAAAAUGGUAACUUCAAGGAGAGCUUAACUGCUGAUGUUCCUGGGAUGCUAAGCUUUUAUGAAGCAGCACAUCUAAGGAAGCAUGGAGAAGACAUACUAGAAGAGGCUCUUGUUUUCCUCGCACAAUUCUAUAAUGGCCUACCCGAAAACAACCAGUGA